AUGUCCGACUUCUUCAAGUUGAUCUCAUAUCGCAACAUCCGCCGUGCUCGAGGGAAGAAGAUGCGAACCGAGAGCCGGGUAAAGGCCGGACGCCUUCGUGCGACCCUCACGCGCGCGGUGGACGCCGGAAUGAACGUCGAACCGCGCUGCAGACGUGGAGGUGGAGUCCAUCUUGCGAGAAAUAUAUCCCCUCGCGUGGCGGGCAACGUGGCUGAGGUGGGGUGGGCGGGGCAGGUGCAGGUGCAGUAUACCCUCGUCCACCCCACUCCUGGAACAGAGUUGAGCGACGCGGCUGAGCAGAUAGAGUUCCCCCGGCCCGCGCCCGAUGUCCCGUCGGAGCGCAUAGACACUGAGAUCCACCCGUCGGCGCGCGCAUCGAGAGCCAACCCCGCGCACGCUGCGAGUGGCCCCUUCUCGGGCUACCCUAUCAUUCGGCCUGUGCAGAGCGCACACGGCGGGAGUCAGCGCGACCGCAACCUGUGCAGACGAAGACGAAGAGGGCCACGAACCUCCGAACGCCCCGCCACUGUGUCUUUGCUGGCCGCGCGCCGUCUUGUCGAGUGUGGUGGGCUGACCGCGGACGGCCUGAUUAAAGCGUUCGAUGGCGAGAUCCUGCAGGCCCGUCUCGUCUCGGGCGCCGUCUCCCCGCAGAUGCACAUGCAGCCUCCAUGUGACGCCGGCCGGUUCUGCGGAAUGGAAGGGAAAGGGUGUCUCAUUAAGGACCCCUCGGGCAUCUGGACCCUGGCAGAGUCCGUUUGGAGCCGUCGUCAAGGAGGACCGACGGUGUGA
Fibroporia radiculosa is the source of this 789-nucleotide messenger RNA. RefSeq lists its product as uncharacterized. Lineage: Eukaryota; Fungi; Basidiomycota; Agaricomycetes; Polyporales; Fibroporiaceae. The record is from RefSeq and is a predicted model, not a curated record. Bases 1 to 789 code for a protein of 262 amino acids. The transcript is spliced from 2 exons.